UCACUCUGAAGCCUACCGAUGGGAGCCGGGCCGGGGGGGGAGGGGGCACCCCCCAGAGACGCGGCCCCGCCCCGCUUCUCGCUCCAGCCCUGCAGGGAGCGCGCGCGGGCCCUGACCAGACCCGCCUGGCAAAGCGGCCCAGUCUCACGAGAUAAAAGCGCGACCCCGCCUUUCCAAAACAAGCCCCCCAACGAGCAGUCCGCGGCGGCCGGAGCUUCCCCCGGGCCAGCCGGCCCUGGCCCGCGGCGGCCGCUAGAGGGCGCCGGUGCCCUUGGGAGCGGUGCGUCGUGACGCACCACGCGCGCGCGGUGACGCAGCACGGCGGCCGGGCGGGCGCCGCGUGAUCAUCUGGUCCGGCGGCCGCUGCGGCGCGAGUGACUUUGGCAGCGACCGCACCCGGGAUGGAGCCGCUGGAUCGCUGCGCCCGGCCGCUGCGCACCGUCCUGGUGCAGAGCUCGGUGCGGCUGUGGCUGCCCUGGGGCCUGCUGGGCCUCACGCUGGGCGGCUCCCUCCUGAAGGCGCUGGCGCUGCCGCCCGACUCCUACAUGAGCAGCAAGCGCAACCUGCUCAACAUCUAUUUUGUCAAAUUGGCAUGGGCCUGGACGUUCUGGCUGCUGCUACCCUUCGUUGCCAUCACCAACUACUGUCUCAGCCAAAAUGUCCUGGGGGUGCUGCGGCGUCUCAGCACCUUGCUGGUGGGCACCAUGGUCUGGUAUGUCUGCACUAGUCUCUUCGUGCACAUAGAGGAUUUCACUGGCAACUGCUACAAAUCACCAGCACUUGAUGUGCUGUUCCAGGAGCACCCCAGCAAGUGGCAAUGCCACCAGGGUGGUGGCUUCUGGCAUGGCUUCGACAUCUCAGGGCACUCCUUCCUCCUCGCAUACUGUGCCCUGAUGAUUGUGGAGGAGAUGGCGGUGCUGCAUGUCCUGAACACUGACCGGAGCCCAAGAUUACAUGCAGUGGUCAAUGCCCUGUUCGUUGCCUUGAGCUUUCUGACCCUGAUCUGGGUCUGGAUGUUUUUUUGCACUGCUGUAUAUUUCCAUGACUUCUCCCAAAAAUUGUUCGGCACCCUAGUGGGUCUGUCAGCCUGGUAUGGAACAUACAGGUUCUGGUACUUGAAAUCCUUUUCUCCUGGACUUCCUCCCCAAAACGCUAACUUGAGUUCAAAGAAGCCUAAUUGUAGCAGAUAAAAAUUUCUGUAAUUCAGAUUUUGUUUUAAAUACAGGAAUACUAAUUUGUCCAAUGCUCUCUUUUUUUUUUUUUUUUUUUUUUUUGAAAAGAGCAUAUUUAAGGGGAUGGGAAGAAAGGCCUAUAGUCUUUACAGUCUGAUGCCUGGCUUGUGGCUAUGGUCCAGUUCCUGGUGAGCAAAUGUUGAUAUCACAGAACUGCCUACCGUGAUUGGGUGUAAUUGGCUACCUAACUGAAAUCUGAGCAAAGAGGCCAAGGGUUGGAUCCAGCCUGGAGACUGAAUUCUCUUCUCCCUUUCUGGGGGUCCUGCUGGGGCAAGCUUGAGGCCCAUUGGCAAGGUGAUGUAAAGAAAGCCUGCACUGCUACUACCUAUGCUCUCUCUAUCUGUUCUGUCAAUAAACAGAGGAUCCAGGAUUGGCAGAGGUCUUCAGUCUUUAGAGCUGUCAACCCAACACCUUUCACUGAUCUGAAAUUCAUCAUUCUCUUCCCCACCCCAUUUUUUUUUUUUUUAAGAUAAAUAUUUCACAUGGUCCAAACCUUAUGCUCGGUUUUAAUUCUGACUUUUUGAAUACUCCACUUGUGAUCUUUACAAGUGUUCCGGGAGCAGUAUAAUGGUGCUAACUAUUGCAGCAGACUUUUAAUUGGCAAUCAAAAUGCAUUUAUUAAAGCAGAAUGUAGCUGGGUUGUGAAACUGGAGCACCUCACAUUCUCAGACUGUUAAAUACUUUCGCUUCCCAUAAAGCUUUUAAUUGACUCCUCCUCUCAAUCUUUGAAAAUGAAAUUCCUAAGAAAUAAGUUUUAUUACUUCAGAUGAUGAUAAAAAAUUUGAUUUGCCCCUUUAUUCUUAACACUAAUUGUAAAAGUAGCAAGAUGGUAUGUUUUCUUAAAAUGUAAUAAGACGACUCCUCCCAGUUCUCUAACUGGCUUGUACAAAAAUGUUAAUGAUUUAAAAGAUUUUUUUUUUCAGAUGUUAUAAGUUGCAAAUUUUGUAUUUGCAAUAAAAAAAGCUCUGUUUGAUGUGUUCCUUUCACACGCCCAGCGGAUUUCUGGCCUUAUGUAACAAGUGGACCCACUAUAUCUUGAAUCAUUCUGUUUGCUAGGGGUUGUAUGUAAUAUAGCGUUUCUGCAAAGGGUACUGUAGCAAUAUGCUUAAAGAAAUAUUUAUUCUUAUCUUUUUGUUGGCAUCAAUAAGCUAUUUUAACUGCAUACUAAGUUGUGGCAAAAAGUGGUAGUCAGUAAAACCCUAUUAUUAUGAUGUACAAAUUGGGAUGUCUAUGUUCUGUCCUUCAUGUGAGAUGGACAUUUAGCAUAAUUUUUAGUUUAAAAAAGUUUUAUCUUGUUUUACAAAAGCCUUAUUCAUGUCACGAGUAGACAAACCAAAAUCAGUUUCAUAACAGUAAUAGUGAGUCCAGCAGGCUAUCAAAAGCUUUUGGUAGCUCAUCUGUAUGUCUUCUAAAUUGUAGUUAGUUCUAGUAGCACAGUACUGGACCUAAUUUUCUACAUCACUUGAUUUUGAGUUGAGUGUUUUGCUGCCUUUAGGACAAGGGGUUCCAUACCCUGAUCUUAAUAUGUUCAUGUUGCCACCUUAACACUUUUUUCCUAGCCAGAAAGGGAGACUGUCCUGAAAAUACAAACAGAUUAAUUUCUCAUUUGGGGCCUGAUCCUUUGAAAUGCUGACUUCUCUCUGUUCCCAUUGAAUCAAGUGAUGGUUGAGGGUCCUCGGGAGCUCCCAGAAGGCACAAAGCAGAUCUCAGGAUCAGGCUGUCUCAUGAGAUUCCUGUGAGUAGGUGAAAAGUACAGCUUUGUAUUUUCGGUUGUUCUUUGGGUAUGUCUACGCUUUGAGCGAGAGGCGUAAUGUUCAGCUCAAGGAGACAUACCUGCAAUAGCUCUGUUCAAGUUAUCACACUAAAAACAGAAGUGUAGGCAUGGUGGCAGAAAGUGGCAGCCACCCUGAGUACGAUGCUGUCCAAGACUCUCUAAGAACAUACUCAGGUGGCUAGCUCAACAUGCUGCCAUGGCUACACAGCUAUUUUUAGUGUGCUAGAUCAAUCUGAGAUAAUCUCUUCAAUCUGGAAAUUACACCUCCAGUUCGAACUAUAGACAGAUCCAUUGUGUCAAACCAUCUUUCAGCUGCUUUAUUGGACACCUUGUCUACAUGAGAAAGUUGCAUCAGUUUAAUUAAAUCGGCAUUUAAACUGAUAUAGUUAAACUAAUGUGAAACCCUGUGUGGACACUCUUAUUUUGGUUUAUCUUAAACCUGUUCCCAGUAGAUUUAAACAAAACUGCUAAAAGCCCAGACUCCUGGCUGCAGGCACCCCAAGAUCCCGCUCUUUCCUGAACUGAUAUUUAUACUCUUUUAUACUGACAUGAGAGGCCACACAUGGGUUAUAUCAGUUUUAUUAUAUCUGUUUAAAUUAUGCUGGUACCACAUUCCCAUGUAGAUAAGGCCUGAGUAGAACCCCAGUAUUACUAAAAGCUAUGCAGUUAAACUGACAGGCUUUUAAAACUUAAAUUAAAAUUAGCUUCCCCUCUGGAAAACACUAUUUUUGUGCAAUCUGUGUUUACAAAUACUUCCAUUCACCUAACCAGUGUGUCAUAGUAACUAUGUUUAUUAUUAUUAUUAUUAUUAAAAUUAAUAGCAUAGGAUAUGGAAAUGCUUGAAACUUUACUGUAACCUCAGUGCUAGUAUGUUAGACAAAUGUAACUGAUCAAAUUCACCAAGAGGAUUUACAAGGGGUUGUGUGGUUGAGGUUCAAUUUCUGGAGCCUCUAAAGAUAAGUUAAGGGCCCGCUGCUGCUACUUGUGCCCACGUAGUUAAUGGGACUACUUGCAUGAGUAAAGACUACUCUGGUGAGUAAGUAUUGCAGGAUAAGACUUUUAAGUUUGUCAUUGAGAAUUCCAAUGGUAUUUGGACACAUCAGUAGGGUCCAAAUUUUCGAAAAUAUGAGGCACGAAAGUGUAUGAGCAAAAUGAGUGUUCUAACGUGUGUCCACUGUGCAGGCUGAUUGUUUAAUUGUCUACACAUAAAUACCAUCUGAGCAAACUAUCUUAGUAAUACACCUGCACUUUGUGCUCCUAGAGUGAAAACUUUGCCCCAUUGAAGUCAAUGGCAAAACUCCAACUGUGUGGCCUGGAUUUCGUUCCUAAUAUGUUAGAAAAUCUCGGGGGUAGGUGUCCAGUCUCGGUACAGAGGCCACACGUUUACCAUUGACUCGGAGAGUUCAUUUGCUGUGUUCAGAUAUUGGAACUUUUCUUUUGUGCCUUUUGAUCAUACCACAAGCAGAUGAUCCCGUCCUUUUCGUUUUCAAUAUUAAUCUAAUAGCUGUCUGUGGAAUUCAACAGCAGGAAAUCUUCUGUCCACGUAUAUUUUUUUCUCUUUAUUUGGGGGGUAGUUUAUAUUUACCACUGGAAUGAAAAUUCAGUCCCUCCACAUGAGGGGUAAAUUUUCAGCAGAGAAGAAAACUCCACUCUAAACAGCUGGAUUUGAUGUGGAUUGCUGCCAAGUGGACAGAUCUUUUCUUUGAACUUGCUGGAAAUACAUUUGGAAUUUGCCUGAGUUUUAAAAACUAAAACCUGGAAAAAAUAUUGGAGAGGACAAUAUUCAAAUCUUGUAGUGGAUGGUGAUAUGAAGCAAUUGUAAUCAUGAAUUUAUAACUCAUAACAGCCUUGUUUGACUUCCUGAAUUAAAGUCUCUUGCCUACGUUCA
Dermochelys coriacea (leatherback sea turtle) is the source of this 4894-nucleotide messenger RNA. It is a transcript of the gene FITM2, whose product is annotated as fat storage inducing transmembrane protein 2. Bases 402 to 1190 code for a protein of 262 amino acids. Lineage: Eukaryota; Metazoa; Chordata; Testudines; Dermochelyidae. Gene Ontology annotation, cellular component: endoplasmic reticulum membrane. The record is from RefSeq and is a predicted model, not a curated record. Gene Ontology annotation, biological process: phospholipid biosynthetic process; lipid storage; lipid droplet organization. The transcript has 2 exons.